CAAGCGCGGGAAAGUUGAACUUCCGAAGAAAAGUUUGUAGAGAUUGAGUGAAAGCGUGGGCGCCGACACGUCUGGGACGGAACCCCAAACUAGGCGCCUCCAUGGCCGGCUCUGAAGAGCUGGGCCUCCGAGAGGACACCCUGAGGGUCCUGGCCGCCUUCCUUAGGCGCGGAGAAGCUGCGGGGUCUCCUGUCCCAGCUCCACCCAGGAGCCCUGCCCAAGAAGAGCCAACAGAUUUCCUGAGCCGCCUUCGAAGAUGCCUCCCAUGUCCCCUGGGGAGAGGAAACCCUGCCCCGGAGUCCUCUCGGCCCUGCUUCCUGCCCCUCCGUCCCUGCUAUGGUUCCGAGCCUGGCCCAGCUACUUCAGACUUCUAUGCCCUGGUUGCCCAGCGUCUGGAACAGUUGGUCCAAGAGCAACUGAGAUCUCCACCCAGCCCAGAGUUCCAGGGACCCCCAUCUACGGAGAAGGAAGCCCUGCUAAGGAGACUGGUAGCCUUGCUGGAGGAGGAGGCAGAAGUCAUCAACCAAAAGCUGGCAUCGGACCCGGCUCUGCACCGUAAACUGGCCCGGCUGUCAGCAGGCUCUUUCGCCCGCCUUGUGGAACUCUUCUCCAGCCGGGAUGGCAGCUCCUCCUCAAGCUGCAUGAGCCCUUCGCUGCCAUGUCCAGCGCCACCACCACCAUCCCCAGAGCCAUUGGCCCGCCUGGCCCUGGCCAUGGAGCUCAGCAGGCGUGUGGCCGGGCUGGGGGGGACCCUGGCCAGCCUCAGCGUGGAACACGUACACAGCUUCAUGCCCUGGAUCCAGGCCCAUGGGGGCUGGGCAGGCAUCUUGGCCAUCUCACCGGUGGACUUGGACUUACCCUUGGACUGAGCACUUCCUGAAACGGCUGCCGGCUGACCUCAGGCUCUGACAACGCACAUUCUCCCCCCGCCGUAUUUUUCUUUUCUUUUUUGCCAAAAAUACUGUUUAGAAAUGUCUCUGCAUUAAA
This is a messenger RNA of Psammomys obesus (fat sand rat), 987 nucleotides long. RefSeq names its product BCL2 like 12 (gene Bcl2l12). The record is from RefSeq and is a predicted model, not a curated record. Gene Ontology annotation, biological process: regulation of apoptotic process. NCBI's taxonomy places the organism in Eukaryota, Metazoa, Chordata, Mammalia, Rodentia, Muridae.